UGUAUGGAUAUGACUAUGAGUGCACAUUUUCACAAGCUUAAGCUUAAGCAUUCUCUCUCUCUCUCUCUCUCUCUCUCUCUCUAUCAUGUCCGUGAGGAGGCUGUACAAUGCUUCUCUUAUGGGAGCUCUGGCACUGUUAGUGCACUUAUGCAUGGUUGAUUUGGCCAUUUGUUCCUCGAACUUCACAGAUCAAUUAGCUCUCCUCAGCUUCAAAUCAUCCAUCAAAAAUGAUCCCAACAAUGUGUUGAGUAACUGGACGAAAGAAUCCAAUUUUUGUGGCUGGGCGGGGGUCUUAUGCAGCCGACGUAGGCAAAGAGUCACAAGCUUGCACCUUCGCAACAUGGGUCUCGAAGGCACCAUAUCUCCUCAUGUUGGUAAUCUUUCUUUCCUUCAACUACUCAAUCUUGGGAACAAUAGCUUCUAUGGUCAUCUGACAGAUGAAAUAGGCCAUUUGCGUCGCCUAAAAACCCUUUAUUUAUCUCAUAAUAUGUUAGAAGGAAACAUCCCAUUGGGUUUACACCACUGUCAAAGGCUUGAAGGGAUAUAUCUCGCGGGUAAUAAAUUUAGUGGUAGAAUUCCGAAAGAGUUGAGCACCUUACCCUCUCUAAAUGUCCUUGUUCUCGGAGAGAAUGAACUUAUAGGUACUAUUCCACCUUCCUUUGGCAACAUUUCAAUCUUAGAAGGGUUUGGGCUAGAAAAUAACCACAUUUAUGGAAACAUUCCAACUGAAUUGGCACAACUUCCAAAUUUGAAGUUAAUGUACCUUGCAUUCAAUUAUCUCACAGGUCCAAUACCUCCUGCAAUUUUUAACAAGUCUUCAAUGGCUCAAAUUGUCUUGAAUUUUAAUGCCUUCUUUGGAAACCUUCCAACAAAUAAUGGCAUUUUCCUUCCUAAUCUUGAAUUGCUCCUUUUGGAUGACAAUCAACUAACUGGAAACAUCCCUUCACCUCUCUCCAAUUCUUCUAAGCUCACUAUGCUAACGCUAUCUACCAACUUGCUUACUGGACCAGUACCAAAACAUUUAGGCAUUCUAAAACACCUAAAACAUUUGAAUUUAUUUCAAAAUCAACUGACAAACGAACCAGGAAGUAUUGAACUUAGUUUCCUCACAGAUUUGACAAAUUGUACUUCCUUGGUGGGGUUGGAGGUGCAACAAAAUAAAUUGAGUGGCACCCUACCCAAUUCUAUUGGAAAUCUUUCAAACUCUUUGCAACACCUUGAUGUAUCUGAAAACCAACUAGUUGGUACAAUUCCUAAAGAGAUUGGUUCUUUGAGGAAUUUGACUCUACUUUCAUUGGCUGUCAAUAAUCUGAAUGGAAACAUCCCCUCCACUCUUGGAGAAGUUAAAAGCUUGCAAAGCUUGUAUCUUGGCUAUAACAACUUUCAUGGAUCAAUUCCAAAUGAGAUUUGCCUUUUGCGCAACUUAGGGGAACUUUAUGCAGAGAAAAAUGAGUUAUCUGGAUCGAUCCCAAGUUGCAUUGAAAAUCUUAGAGGUUUGCAGGUGAUAUAUCUCCCUGGUAAUAAAUUGACCUUCAUACCGUCGAGUUUAUGGAACCUUGAAACUUUAAGGGACUUGAAUCUUUCGUUCAAUUCAUUAGGUGGAAGCCUAGAUCCAAACAUAAGACCAUCGAAAGUGUUGGAAAUCUUGGAUUUAUCUUGGAAUCAAAUCUCAGGAAGCAUUCCGAAAGUUAUUGGGUCAUUUCAAAGCCUAACUUCUUUGAACCUGUCUAGGAAUUCAUUCUCAGGACCCAUUCCCAACACAAUGGGCAAUUUGAUAACAUUGGAUUACUUGGAUCUUUCAUACAAUAAUCUAUCUGGACAAAUACCUAAGUCUCUUGAAGCACUUUCACAUAUUCAAUACAUGAAUUUCUCUUGCAAUAAGUUGGCUGGGGAGAUUCCAAAUGAAGGGCCGUUCAUGAACCUCACAUCACGGUCUUUCAUGGAGAAUGAAGCACUCUGUGGGAAUCCUAUUUUGAAAGUGCCACCAUGUGCAAGCAAUAGUUCCAAGAAGUCGAUGAUUAAAAUUAAUCUUCGAUAUAUUCUUCCUGUCAUUACAUUGAUGCUAAUCUUUUCUAUUGGUGUGUAUGUUGUGAAAAGAAAUCAUGGAAACAAUGUCCAAAGUCAAAAUCUGAUAGAUUUAUAUGCAACAACGGAGCAUAGAAUGAUUUCAUAUCUUGAGCUUCUACGAGCCACAGAUGACUUCUGCAAAGCCAACUUGCUUGGAGUAGGAAGCUAUGGUUCGGUAUACAAAGGUGUACUUUUAGAUGGGACAAUUGUUGCUGUUAAGGUUUUAAAUUUGCAACUUGAAGGAGCUUUCAAAAGUUUUGAUGUAGAAUGUAAAGUGUUGCGAACAACUCGACAUAGAAAUCUCGUUGGAGUUAUAACGGCAUGCUCUAAUCCUGAGUUCAGAGCAUUGGUUUUGCAAUAUAUGUCUAAUGGAAGCCUUGAAAUGUGGGUAUAUUCUCAUAACUCUUGCCUUAAUCUCCUUCAAAGGAUUGGCAUCAUGAUUGAUGUAGCAUUAGCUCUGGAAUAUCUCCAUCAUGGUCAAUUAGAGCCUGUGGUUCAUUGUGAUUUGAAGCCGAGCAAUGUCCUUCUAGAUGAAGACAUGGUGGCACAUGUUGCUGACUUCGGCAUUGCAAAAAUUUUAGCUGAAAACAAGACUGCAAUACAAACUAGGACUUUAGGUACCAUCGGCUAUAUCGCUCCAGAGUAUGGCUCCGAAGGACGAGUCUCAACAAAUGGUGAUAUAUAUAGCUAUGGUAUGAUGCUUUUGGAAACAUUCACAAGAAAGAAACCCACAGAUGAAAUGUUCUCUGCAGAGAUCAAUUUAAGGCAAUGGGUGAGUGCAUCACUUCCCAACAAAAUUAUGGAAAUAGUGGAUGGUGGUUUAUUGAGGAUGCAAAAUGGCAGUGACAUGGUUGCCUCACAAAGCAUUCUUCUUGCUCUUUUAGAGUUGGGUUUAGAGUGCACCAAUGAUAUACCUGCGGAGAGAAGUGACAUUAAAAAGGUUCUUGUCAAGCUAAACAAGAUCAGAAAGCAACUCCGUCACAUCCAAAGUAUUUGACAUGCUGAUGCAGAGUGUUUGGUCAUAGAGUUUUCUAAAACUCAUGGACAAACAUAGCAAAGGCAGAAGGUACCAGAGACGUGAGUUAGUUUGUGCUCAGAAUGACGUAAAAUUCAGUCGAAACACUGAAAAUAACGUCACGAUCAAUAUCCAUCUAUUUGUCAUGGCAUACAAUGAAUUUCGGUCAAAUUCUAAUAUUUAGGCCUCCAAUUUCGCAACUUCGCUAUUUUUAAAAAUAAUUGAUUCGUUAAUUACUUGGUGUAGACGAAUCCGUUUGAGAUUAGAUUUGUUCCAGAAUAUGUAAUUUUUAUUCUAGUUUCUAGAUUUGAGAUUAACUCUAAUCUUUCUAUUUUUGGUAAUUUUCAUAUUAUCUUUGAUUUAAGCCUGAUUAAUGAGUAUUACCUUAGCUUAUCUCCUAUUGUAUUGGGGCAUGUUCUCUCUAUAAAUAAUGGUAGUGAGUUUUAAAGCGAGCAUCUUAUUUUAAGAGAAAUAAUAUGUUCAAGAGAGAGUAUAUCGUUUAUGAAAUUUGUAGUUAAUCUUUGUAUUUGAGUUUCAUCUCAUUAUUCUACCUUGCAUACAUGCACGUGCACAUGUACAUACACACACAUACACUAGCAAUAUUAUAUGUGUAUGUAUUCUAUUACAAAAUUUCGUAAUAUUAACUACAAAAUAUAUAAUAUCAUCACAAAUUGGAGUAACAAAAAAUUUCGUAACCAAACCACUAACUUUUGCAACAUCAAUCACAAAAUUUUAGACAUUUUGUAACAAGAUUACAUAUUUUAUAAUUAAUGUUAUUAUUUCUUUUAAUAAAAUUGCACAUUUUUGUGUUAUCCUUUAUUUCAGUUGUUCCAUCCUCUUGUCCCUAGGUAAGCCCUUUCGAACAUCUAUGAAAAUAGUAGUGUUUUUUUUUUUUUUUUUUACUAAUUUUUUUUAAGGAGGUGAUUGCUAAAAUCAAAUAUUAUUAUAGUUUGUAAGAAUACUAGUGAGUGACCCAUGUUUGAAGGCACUCCCACCAAAAAGAACUGAUAAUACUAAUUGCAAAGUAAUAUUCUACAAAUAUAUAAAUUAAGUUCCAUAAGUAGUAGCAUUUGAGCAUAUGAAGAAGUUCCCUUUUCUCCCUUCCCUCCAAGAGUACUAUCCAUUUACCUGUUUUUGAGUAGAGGUUGAUUCUUGAGAAUUGUGAUCCUCUCUUUUUCAAAAUUAUAAUGAAAGAUCUCCAUUACAUUAUUGAAGAAUUUGUAAUAAUUUUUUAUAAAUUUAAAAUAUUGAUAAAUUCUCAUUAUUAUUUUACAAUUCUUAGACGAUAUAAUGGAGAUCUUCCAUUAUAACAAUGAAAUGGAGAGGAUCUCUGCCCGAUUUAUGGCCAGAACUUUCGCAUCAAAGUUUUACCAUCCUAAGCAAAAUCUUGUACAAAAUACCAAAGAAGUCCACUUCAAUAAUGCUUUUGGGUACCAAAGAAGUCCUCUAUAGAGUACUUUGAACAAUGAAGACAAUUUGUUUAGAGAUGAUCAUUUACUGUACCCCUUCAAAAAAAA
Molecule: messenger RNA, 4599 nt
Organism: Camellia sinensis
Lineage: Eukaryota; Viridiplantae; Streptophyta; Magnoliopsida; Ericales; Theaceae
Source: RefSeq, a predicted model, not a curated record